Mercenaria mercenaria is the source of this 2413-nucleotide messenger RNA. Its product is annotated as myosin heavy chain kinase B-like. The transcript is spliced from 3 exons. Gene Ontology annotation, molecular function: protein serine/threonine kinase activity; ATP binding. NCBI's taxonomy places the organism in Eukaryota, Metazoa, Mollusca, Bivalvia, Venerida, Veneridae. Gene Ontology annotation, biological process: protein phosphorylation. Bases 246 to 1112 code for a protein of 288 amino acids. The record is from RefSeq and is a predicted model, not a curated record.
GAUAUACAUUAUGCAUUAGGCUUAAGGUAUAUCAUGUAUGUCGAGAGUAUAUAUAUAUAGGACGUAGGAACGAGGUCGUCAAAUUACAGUUGUACAGUGCUUAGGUAUAACAAAAUUAUGGACACAAGUAUGAGAAUAUAGUUUGACUACUGAAACUAUACACGUACUGCUACAGCGAAACUAGGAGCAUAAACUGUAAAACAUUAGGUUGCAACAAAUUCUGGUUAACUUGGUGCAGACGACAAAUGGGCGUGGAACAGUCGCACGAGACGCACCCGUCCUCAACAAAAGAUCACGUGGACGGUUGCAGGUAUUGGGCCGACUUUGACAACGAAUAUUUUGCUAAAGGCACAUACCGAUACGCUUUUCGCGGUACCGUGCACGGUGACGGACCGAGGGACGGCAGUCUUUGUGUUACCAAAGUAUUCAAGAAACAAUAUGCCAAGUACUUUGACAAAUGGAGACCUGAUUUGGCAGCAAGUUUGAAAGCCCAGAAAUUUGCUGCAAUUUUCUCAGCUAAUGUAUUGCCGCUUUUAAGAAAUUAUAUCACGACACAGGACGUUGAGUUUGUCAUACCGUUAAUAGCAAAGAUGGACACAUUGUCGCAUUUCAAGGUUCUAGGUUUAUUCCCAGUGAACGAAGACAAUACCUAUGUUGAACCUUAUGAAUAUGUAGCAAUUGAACCUUACCUUUAUGGUACAUUUGAAAAAUUUAACUCCAAUGGUGGUUUCGAAGACGAAACUGCCGCCGUAUUGAAUGCUUUUAGUCACUGGACAUGGACCGCGAGCGGACACAAAUUUCUCGUCUGCGAUCUUCAGGGAGUCCAAAAUGGACGCAAAUAUGUGCUUACUGACCCCUGUAUACAUUCUGUGGACGGUAGGUACGGGAUGACAGACCUAGGAGUGGUCGGUAUGGAAAAAGUCUUGUCAAAUCACGCGUGUAACGCACUUUGUCAUAAACUUGGACUUGAAAAUCCACUAAGUGGUAUAGACCUUGGCACGCGCAGGUCACGUGCAACACAAUACAUCUUCCAGCUCUCGGACACAGACCAUUUCCGGGCAGCUGAAGCUCGGACCCAUUACUUUACCUUGGCAGAACCACUUGUGCAGUAAAUAAGAUAAUCAUAGUUUACAUGUGCAAUCAAUGUGACAUUACACUAGACUUUAACACAGUGCAUACUUCCGAUUUCCCAAAAUAAACUUCACUCAGUUAUAUGAAAGAACCAUCCACAUUGUGUGGUACUGCCUUUAUACCGGGAACAUAACUUUUUAGUUUCAACUACAUGUUGAAUAUUUACUAGAACACGAAUUGUAUUUCUGCCAGUCUGCCGUAGCUGCCAAAAAUCAGCAAAGAUAACUUGGACUGGUUCUAGAUAGAUUUUGUUUGAACCAAUAGUUAUAUAAAAACUGUCACAACAAAGUUUGACAUGAAGCCAUACCUAAAAGUCUAAAUAUUUCUGCUGGAAACGCAAUGGUAGUGUUAACUUUUCUUCAAACAUUUUUAUGGUUUACUUCUGACAAUCAUGGCCAUUUUAAACUGAAAAAUAUUAACAAUUUCUAUUCAUAUAGCUUUUGUAAACACAAUUUAACCAGUUUAUGUGCAUUAACAGGUUAAAAAGUAUAUACGUUCAAAGCAUGUUUUAGUUGAGCACAGUACCAGUUUGUACUACCACUAAAAACUGAAUUGACAGUUACGGCAUGACAUUGUAAUUAUGAAUGCAGCUCUAUAUUCAAAAUCAAUUUAAUUGAGCCACGCCAUGAGAAAACCAACAUAGUGGGUUUGUGACCAGCAUGGAUCCAGACCAGCCUGCGCAUCCGAACAGUCUGGUCAGGAUCCAUACUGUUCGCUUUCAAAGCCUAUAGUAAUUAGAGAAACUGUUAGCCAACUGCAGGGAUCCUGACCAGACUGCGCAGAUGCGCAGGCUGGUCUGGAUCCAUGCUGGUCGCAAACCCACUAUGUUGGUUUCCUCAUGGCACGGCUCAUAUAAACAUUUAGUAAAGUUAAAUACAUUUGAGGAGGAUUUUCAACAUUUUGAAGUAUGUUUCUUAAGAUAAAAUAAUCCAGUGAAAGAUGGGAAAUGAGUAUCUUUAUAUGACUAAUCAGAACAUCACAUUACCACUGGGUACCUUUUUGCACGACAUGGUUCAGAUGAAGAUGACUGAUAAUCAGUAAAUUAAUGCAUGCAAAACGUUGUGUGGUUGUGUAACAGUCUAUAUUCAAGCUGUGUUUUUAGUCAGUUUUACUUAUUUUUAGGAUCACAUACUAAUACUGUAUUGAUAUAUGCAUUUAUACAUGUAUAACUUAACAGUAUUGACAGCUUAUAUACAGUAUGGGUGUUUUUGUUUAAAAUUAUAUAUAUAUAUAUAUAGUUAAACGUUUUUUAAUAAAAAAUAUUAAAAUAAUAAUAUAAGUA